AUGUCCCCGAGUGCCGGAGCCCGAGAGUGGCCCGGAGAAGGGGCGGGCGAGCGCCCCGCGCCGCUACCACCGCGGCCCCGGCAGCCUCAUACGAGGGCCCGCACCUGCUCUGCGAGCCUGGCCACUGGAUCCUCGCCGCGGAGGGAGGAGGGGGAGGAUGCUGCCUCUCUUUGCUACAGCUUCACUGUUGGCAAGUCAGGGUCUGGAGCAUGGAGGGACAGAGUCCAAGGCCAACUGGACGGAGAGACCUUCCUUUCCUACAAUAGUAUCAACAACUGUCAUGGCUUUGGUGUUCUGGGGAACAGACUGAAUGCCACAAAGAUCUGCGAAAAACAGCUUGACACUCUGAAGGAUGGACUUCACCUGAUCAAACACCAAGUGAUUCAUAUGAUGCAGGAGAAUAAUUCCAUCAGAGAGGCCCUCAUUGUGCAGGCCAAGAUGUGUUGCUGGCAUGAAGGAGAUGGACAUUUCAAUGCAUCCUGGGAUAUUGGCCUCAAUGGACACCAAAUGUUGCACUUUGACCCAAGCACUGGAAAACUGUCUGAAGUUGGUCCUGGAUCCAACGGGAUUAAAGAGAUGUGGGAGGAAGACAGGGAUGUCACUGACUUCUUCAAGAUGACCUCACAGGGAGACUGUAGGUCCUGGCUUGAGGAGAUAGAGUUGCACUUGGAGAAAAAGCUGGAGCCUACAGCCUCACCAACAGCUGCUCCAGAUGUGAGCCAGCAGACUGUGUCACUGGCCAUCAAGCCCAACAUCUCAGCCCUGCUGAUAAUCCUCACCUGCUCCCUCCUGUCUUAUCUGAGGGGAAUCCUUGACAAUGACAGGCUGAAGAUGCUCCGGAGAAUGUCCUUCAUCUGGUGCAGCCCCUCUCCCUUCCCAUCAGCUAAUACAGAGUUUCUAUUGGCCCUAAUCCAUGUCUGA
This is a messenger RNA of Phodopus roborovskii (desert hamster), 921 nucleotides long. RefSeq names its product UL16-binding protein 1-like. The record is from RefSeq and is a predicted model, not a curated record. Gene Ontology annotation, biological process: antigen processing and presentation of endogenous peptide antigen via MHC class Ib; immune response; positive regulation of T cell mediated cytotoxicity. NCBI's taxonomy places the organism in Eukaryota, Metazoa, Chordata, Mammalia, Rodentia, Cricetidae. Gene Ontology annotation, cellular component: external side of plasma membrane.